AUGAUGGACGUGUUAGUUACAUGGAAAGAUGGCACUCAAAAUGUUGUACACACACGGGAAUUAUUUCCAAUCAGAAAAGGUCAGAAGAUAACACUUGGUACAAAGGUGAAAAUGUUGUAUGAACGAAAAUGGUGGUAUGGUACAGUAACUGUUGUCGAAGCAAAAGAAUACUCUUCGUCUGAAGACGAACCACUUUCAACUUAUGUUCCUGCAAACCGUGUGCAAAAUUACACAUUCAUAUAUUAUUCAUACAUUAACUGUCAUAAUCCUAUUUUGACUACUUGUACGGAAUGUGCUUGUUUCUUGUGCGCUGAACAUUACCAAGAAGACGCUUCCUGCUCUAAUCAUAUUUUAGUUAGCAAUAACAUAUCCACAUCAAAAAAUCAGGAUACCAGCUAUGAAUUAUCAUUAACCAAUUCAGAAAAAAAAAUUUAUGAUACAGUAUGCACUGAUGAAAAUUAUAUAGAUAUACAGAAUGAAUACCAAAAAUGCUGUCAGUUUUCGAUUUGUACUGAUGAGGUAUUUAGUGCAUGCCAUCGUUGUUCAUGUCUCCUUUGUUAUGAACAUUUUGUCAACAAUUGCUCUACCUGCGAAAAUCAUCUAAACUUUGAAGCUGACUUGACGUUAACAGAAACUUUAAAAUUUGAUUUUGGGCAAACUGAUAUGCAGCAGACUUGUGAAUAUGCCAACUGCACUAACCCUGUACUAACGACAUGCUUUGCUUGUUCUUGUUUACUGUGUGAUAUUCAUUUUGCGUCUGUGCUUUAUAUGCAAUCAUGUUCUGAUCAUAAAAAAAAUCCAGCCUCGCUUGCUGAUUUCGAUAUUACCGAAAUUGAGAAUGUUUCAAAUGAUUCUGAUGCAACUAUGGUCUUAUCUGACACUCGCGACUCACCCAGUAUUUUAAUGCAGAAUACAGUUUUGGAACCACAACAAGACAGUUAUUUGGCCCCAGAAGACUUUAUAGUAGAUGGCGUUUCCCGAGAGGAAGAAAGAUCGAAACCUGUUAGAAAAAAUAAAUACAAAGAAGCCAAGGUUUUGCGACACGCAGGACAAGAAUAUAUUUCGCCAUAUACAAAAAAAGUAGUUCCUGGAAGGAAGGUUGGUUCAUUAUGCAAUAAUUUAGAAAAUUGCACAAAGCAAGGCCUGUACUGUUAUCGUUUUAAUGAACAAAUACGCGAAAAUAUAUUUAUGGAUUUCUAUUCAUUAGCAGAUCUAACUUUGCAAAGAGAAUAUAUAGUGAGAUUUGUUGAAAAAAAGCCCGUAGGACGCAAAACUACUGCCACAGAAUCUCGUCGGAAGUUUACCAACUGCUUUUACUUACCAUUAAAUGAUGAGAAGCAGAAGGUAUGCAAGAAAAUGUUCCUCAAUACUUUGGGAAUUUCAGAAAAGACGUUUCGCACAGCUUUGCAAAAAUUAAAGAACACCGGUGUAGUAGAAAAAGACAGAAGAGGAGGAAGGCAAGAGGUCUAUCAUGAAAGGGAUACUCAGCUGCGAUCACUCAUUACUGAACAUAUUAACAGAUUUCCGCGUGUUGAGUCUCAUUAUUGUAGAAAAAGUAGUACAAAAGAAUAUCUCCACCAUGAUUUAUCUUUGAAAAAAAAAAUAUGGUAUGUUUUUAAAGGAGUAUAA
Molecule: messenger RNA, 1629 nt
Organism: Parnassius apollo (apollo)
Lineage: Eukaryota; Metazoa; Arthropoda; Insecta; Lepidoptera; Papilionidae
Source: the annotation of a GenBank genome assembly